Messenger RNA from Bactrocera latifrons, 1005 nucleotides. RefSeq names its product odorant receptor 49b-like. Lineage: Eukaryota; Metazoa; Arthropoda; Insecta; Diptera; Tephritidae. Gene Ontology annotation, molecular function: olfactory receptor activity; odorant binding. The record is from RefSeq and is a predicted model, not a curated record. Gene Ontology annotation, cellular component: plasma membrane. The transcript has 7 exons. Gene Ontology annotation, biological process: sensory perception of smell; detection of chemical stimulus involved in sensory perception of smell. Bases 1 to 909 code for a protein of 302 amino acids.
AUGUAUAAGGCAAAGAAGUUCUUGAGCUUUUUCGAAAGUAUUGAUGAGUGGUACCAAGAGCUGCAGCGCGAAGAUGAUGACGUAACAUUGAAGAAAGCACACGAAUAUACUCAAAAAAUCAAAAAGACUUCAAAAACGGUAUUAAUCCUCGCGGGUAUUACUUUAUUUUACAUUGCCUUUAUACAGUUAUUAGCAACGGUUGGUGUUGGCUAUAAAAAACUACUCGUUGAUGUCGCGUUCCCGGGUGUCGAUUUGUAUGAAAGUCCUUUAUGGGAAAUGAUGUCUAUUCUGCAAAGCCUAUGGAUUGCGCCUAUUGUACUCUUUUCGUACGUCUCAUAUUUAUGUUUGACUUUAAUAGCCAUUGCGUUUGGCAUAUUCUUGAUGAAAAAUCUGCAGACCAAACUGGAAGGUAUAAACGAAAAGACCGACGAGGAAGCUCUGAAAUUUAUUAAGAAGUGCGUUAAGGAUCAUGUUAUGAUUAUAAAGUAUCACCAAGAUUUGGAAGUAUUAUUUUCGGUUGGUAGCUUUGCCGAUGUUUGCAUUUUCGCUAUAAUACCUUGUGUCAUAAUUGUUAUUUCAACAAUGGACCAUGAUAUGUCACUGCUGAUUGCUGACAUUCAGCUGUCUCUUAUAGUCAUGAUUUCGACCUUCAUUAUCUUCUGGGUGGYUAAUAAUUUCUGUUAUGAGAGCGAAAAUAUAGCUAAAGCGGCCUAUAACUGUAAUUGGGAAAGCCGUAAUAAAGAAUUUCGUAAAUACAUUCCACUAAUUAUUAUGGCUAGUCAGAGGCAACUGCAGCUCACUGCUGGUGGUUUAAAGCCGCUUAAUAUGGAGUUUUUCCUAACAAUGGUGCGCUGCACUUAUUCGCUGUUCACCGUUCUAUUUACAAUGAAGACCGAAGGCGAUUCUUAAAAUUGUAUGCCUAAAAGUUAUACAUUCAUAAAUACAAGAAAUCUAGUAACUGGCGUCAAGUUCAUGCUAGUGCUUAGAUUAACAAUAUUAUUUAGA